UCAUCCGCGAAAUCUGACCAGAUGUGUGGGAGAUAUGCACUAGCUCUGCGGCCAGACCAGAUCCGGCAGAGGCUUCGUGCCAACAACAUGCCGGUCUGGGAAGACCCAGAGGAUCACAUCUACGAGAUUGGCGAUGGUGCUGGCGGUGAAAAUGACAACAACUCCGCACCUGCAUCCGCACCCACACCCGCACCCACAUCAGCACCUAGCCAAGGCCAACCCCGGCAGUCGUACAACUUUGCGCCGGGCUACUAUGGUGUCGUCUACAGGGCUGAUGCGCCCGAUUGGGGCGCGGGUCCGAGGAAAGGUGACGGCGAUGACAAACAAGGUAGCGAGGAUGAGCGCCAUGAAUGGACUAGUGAGCCUCACUACAAGCUCCAAGCCAUGAAAUGGGGCCUGAUCCCUUUCUGGACAAAACGGAAUCCCGACUACUCUUCCAUGAUGAAGACGAUCAACUGCCGGGAUGACUCCUUGGCGGUUAAUGGUGGGAUGUGGAACACUAUGAAAGCGCGAAAACGAUGCAUCGUUAUUGCCGAGGGCUUUUACGAAUGGCUGAAAGUUGGGCCAAAAGAACGGGUACCGUACUAUAUCAAACGAAAAGAUGGAGGCCUGCUACUUUUAGCAGGUCUUUGGGACUGUGUCAAAUACGAGAACGAUGACCGAAAACACUACACAUAUACGAUCAUCACAACCGACUCCAACAAGGCACUCAAAUUCCUGCACGACAGGAUGCCUGUGAUAUUGGAACCUGCGUCUGAUGACCUCGCCACCUGGUUGGAUCCAAAGAAGCAUGAAUGGACCGAGGAGCUGCAAUCUAUUCUCAAACCGUGGGAUGGCGAGUUGGAGAUAUAUGCUGUCAGCAAAGAUGUCAACAAGGUUGGAAACAACUCGUCAUCAUUUAUUGUGCCAGUGGCGAGCAAGGAAAACAAAAACAACAUUGCCAACUUCUUCGCCAACGCCUCUGGCGCAAAGAAGGAUGUUACCAAAGGGGCAGCCGAUGCAAGGAUAAAGGACAAGGCACCUCAAACAAAAGCGAGCGAGCUGGAAAAUGAGAAAGAUUCAUCGCCGAAGAACGCAAAAACACCAGUCAAGCGACCUGCUGACGUCGGUCCUUUGAAUCCUGACGAAGAACCACCACCACCGAAAAAGCAAGCCAAGAUACAAUCAUCAUCGCCAACCAAAAAGUCGACGGCGCCGACGCCUCGAAAGACCAUCAGCGCGACCAGCAACAGCGGCAAGAGGAGUCCUACUAAGGGGAAAGUAGAUCCUGCAGGAACGCAGAAGAUUACCAAGUUUUUCUCGAAAUGA
Molecule: messenger RNA, 1308 nt
Organism: Pyricularia pennisetigena
Lineage: Eukaryota; Fungi; Ascomycota; Sordariomycetes; Magnaporthales; Pyriculariaceae
Exons: 4
Biological process (GO): DNA damage response
Molecular function (GO): single-stranded DNA binding
Source: RefSeq, a predicted model, not a curated record